CGGUUUGGCGGCAGCGGCCAUGUCGCAAGCGACGCACGCGCCCGCCUUCCCGGGGGGUCUCCACCUCCUGAGCGUGGUGCUGGUGUUGCUGUGCCGCACAGACGGGGCGUACGCGGAGAGCCCGAGCGAAGAGCCGCUCAACGACACCGAGGAGUGCACCGGCUCCUACAUCUGCAAGAAAGGUGUCAUUUUGCCCAUAUGGGAACCCCAAGACCCCUCGUUUGGUGACAAAAUCGCUCGGGCCACGGUGUACUUUGUAGCCAUGGUGUACAUGUUCCUGGGAGUAUCCAUCAUAGCCGACCGCUUCAUGUCCUCCAUUGAAGUCAUUACCUCCCAAGAACGGGAGAUAACCAUCAAGAAGCCCAACGGGGAGACCAGCAAGACCACAGUGAGGAUCUGGAAUGAGACUGUUUCCAACCUCACGCUGAUGGCCUUGGGCUCGUCCGCCCCUGAGAUCCUCCUGUCAGUCAUUGAAGUCUGUGGUCACGGCUUCACAGCAGGGGACUUGGGGCCGAGCACCAUUGUAGGGAGUGCUGCGUUUAACAUGUUUGUCAUCAUUGCGAUCUGCGUUUACGUUGUUCCUGAUGGAGAGAUAAGGAAGAUCAAGCACUUGCGAGUGUUUUUUGUUACAGCAGCCUGGAGCAUCUUUGCCUACACUUGGCUUUAUAUUAUUUUAUCUGUGUCGUCUCCUGGGAUUGUGGAAGUUUGGGAAGGCUUGCUCACUUUCUUCUUCUUCCCUAUCUGUGUGGUGUUUGCUUGGGUAGCUGACAGGAGGCUUUUAUUUUACAAGUACGUCUACAAGAAAUACCGGGCUGGCAAGCAGAGAGGCAUGAUCAUCGAACACGAGGGUGACCGACCCUCCUCUAAAGCUGAUAUUGAGAUGGAUGGAAAAGUGGCCAAUUCUCAUGUGGAGAACUUCUUGGAUGGGACACUGGUGUUGGCGGUCGAUGAGAAAGACCAGGACGACGAGGAAGCCAGGAGGGAAAUGGCUCGAAUCCUGAAGGAGCUGAAACAAAAGCACCCCGACAAGGAAAUUGAGCAGCUUAUUGAGCUGGCCAACUACCAGGUCCUGAGCCAACAACAGAAGAGCAGGGCCUUUUAUCGCAUUCAGGCUACUCGGCUCAUGACUGGGGCUGGCAACAUCUUGAAGAGACAUGCUGCAGACCAGGCCCGCAAAGCUGUCAGCAUGCACGAGGUCAACAGUGAGGUGGCAGAAAAUGAUCCCAUCAGCAAGCUCUACUUUGAGCAGGGCACCUAUCAGUGUCUGGAGAACUGUGGCACCGUUGCUUUGACCAUCAUUCGCCGUGGAGGUGACUUGACCAAAACGGUGUACGUUGACUUCCGGACAGAGGAUGGCACAGCCAAUGCCGGCUCUGACUAUGAGUUCACCGAAGGGACUGUAGUCUUCAAGCCAGGGGAGACCCAGAAAGAAAUACGGGUUGGCAUAAUUGACGAUGACAUUUUCGAGGAGGAUGAGAAUUUCCUGGUCCAUCUCAGCAAUGUCCGUGUGAGCACUGAGGCCUCAGAUGAAAGCAUUCUCGAGGCUGGUCGUGUCUCAACGCUCGCUUGCCUUGGCUCACCAUCUACUGCUACUGUCACCAUCUUUGACGAUGAUCACGCUGGCAUCUUUACCUUUGAGGAGCCGGUGACGCACGUCAGCGAGAGCGUGGGGACCAUGGAAGUGAAAGUUCUGCGAACCUCUGGCGCGCGAGGAAAUGUUAUUGUGCCCUACAAAACCAUCGAAGGGACGGCCAAAGGUGGAGGAGAGGACUUUGAAGACACCUGUGGGGAGCUGGAGUUCCAGAACGAUGAGAUAGUCAAAACGAUAUCAAUCAAGGUGAUAGAUGAUGAGGAGUAUGAGAAAAACAAGACCUUCUACCUAGAGAUCGGGGAGCCCCGGCUGGUGGAGAUGAGUGAGAAGAAAGCCCUGUUGUUGAAUGAGCUUGGCGGCUUCACCAUCACAGGUACGGAUUUCCGCGCUUUCCCCCUCCCCCGGAGAGCGGCCCCGGCCCCGGUUCACGAGCGGGUUCUUUGCCUUGCAGAGGAGAACGAGGAGAAGCAGCCGCUGACCAGCAAGGAGGAGGAGGAGCGGCGCAUUGCCGAGAUGGGGCGCCCGGUCCUGGGCGAGCACGCCAAGCUCGAGGUCAUCAUUGAGGAGUCCUACGAGUUCAAGAACACGGUGGACAAGCUCAUUAAAAAGACGAACCUGGCGCUGGUGGUGGGCACCAACAGCUGGAGGGAGCAGUUCAUCGAGGCUAUUACUGUCAGCGCUGGUGAAGAUGACGACGAUGAUGAAUGUGGGGAGGAGAAGCUGCCCUCCUGCUUUGACUACGUGAUGCACUUUCUGACCGUCUUCUGGAAGGUCCUUUUUGCCUUUGUGCCCCCAACAGACUACUGGAAUGGCUGGGCCUGCUUUGUUGUCUCCAUCCUCAUGAUCGGCCUCCUGACAGCCUUCAUCGGCGACCUGGCCUCCCACUUCGGCUGCACCAUCGGCUUGAAGGACUCCGUGACCGCGGUCGUGUUUGUCGCGCUAGGAACGUCAGUGCCAGACACCUUUGCCAGCAAAGUGGCAGCGACGCAGGACCAGUACGCGGACGCCUCCAUCGGGAACGUCACCGGGAGCAACGCCGUGAACGUUUUCCUGGGCAUCGGGGUGGCCUGGUCCAUCGCGGCCAUCUACCACGCGGCACACGGACAAGCCUUUCAAGUCUCGCCCGGCACCUUGGCCUUCUCCGUCACCCUCUUCACCAUUUUUGCGUUUAUCAGCGUGGGUGUGCUGCUCUACCGGCGGAGACCUGAGAUCGGAGGUGAGCUGGGCGGGCCGCGGACUUCCAAGCUGCUCACGUCCUCCCUCUUCAUCCUCCUUUGGCUCUUGUACAUAUUCUUCUCAUCUCUGGAAGCCUACUGCCACAUAAAGGGCUUCUAAAGGAACACUCAGAGAUAGAAAUUGUAUAUAUAUCUAUAUGUAUCUAUAUAGAGUGAUAUAUAGGUAUAGAUAUAGAUAUAAUGCUGUGUAUAAUGAACAGAGAAAGAAUAAAGGAGAUUUGCCAUGUUCACACA
Tinamus guttatus (white-throated tinamou) is the source of this 3060-nucleotide messenger RNA. NCBI's taxonomy places the organism in Eukaryota, Metazoa, Chordata, Aves, Tinamiformes, Tinamidae. The record is from RefSeq and is a predicted model, not a curated record.